This is a messenger RNA of Nothobranchius furzeri (turquoise killifish), 2558 nucleotides long. RefSeq names its product HPS4 biogenesis of lysosomal organelles complex 3 subunit 2 (gene hps4). Gene Ontology annotation, biological process: protein targeting; vesicle-mediated transport; melanosome assembly. Gene Ontology annotation, cellular component: lysosomal membrane; cytoplasmic vesicle; BLOC-3 complex. Gene Ontology annotation, molecular function: small GTPase binding; guanyl-nucleotide exchange factor activity. NCBI's taxonomy places the organism in Eukaryota, Metazoa, Chordata, Actinopteri, Cyprinodontiformes, Nothobranchiidae. The record is from RefSeq and is a predicted model, not a curated record.
AUAGAUGUGUAUAUAAACACAUAAACUGUGUUCAUAUACAUAUCUAUGAAAGCACCGAUGUACUGCAAAAAACAAAGCUCGAAGUUUCUGAAAUGGCGCACUAAGUUGUCCUACCUCGCUCCCCGUACUUUCACAUGACUUCCUCUCCGUGUGACUGUCCUGCAUUCCUCCAACUGAUAGAAGAGCUAUCUACAUAAAGAAAGCGACAAAACAAGCGUUAAGUGGAGAAGUCUGUCGGUGUUUUAGUCCGAGUUUAAUUUUAGCUUUAGCGCAGCUCGCUAACAGCUAACUGUGGCCUUUAGCAACAAUUCUAGCGGGACUGAAUUAUUUUUUUUGCCAGAAGACUGAGUUGAACUGCAUGGAUUCGCUGUAACUUAUGGCUGAGCUUAUGCCGCCAGACACAAGAAGGUGUACUUAUUUCUUCCUCUAUGAUGGAUCCAAAGUUAGAGGGGAAGGAGACCCUACAAGACAAGGAAUCUGCUACUUCUACCCUGAAGAGACACCCUUAGAUAAACAGGAGCUGAUGUGUGGACAGCUGGCAGGCGUGAGCCGAUGUGUGUCCGAGCUCUCCUCCUCACCUGUACACACACUCAGGCUGCGGCGAUGCAAGUUUGCCAUUCACAUGAUGGAGGAUUUCUUCUGGGCUCUGGGAUGUUCCACUGAAGUCCCUACCGUCAGUGUGUGUGAGCUCUUGGAUCACCUCAUUAACAUCUUCUGCUUUUAUAAUGGCCCCAUUCGCCAGAGCUACCAGCUUAACAGUAAAGAAACUCUGGCAGCUCAGUGGGCGCGGUACCUCUCACAUGUGCAGUCAGGACCUUCAGAGAUUUACAACAUCUUCAGAUGUUUGAGGACCGUUGACUCGACCACAGUCGACCCACUUCUCCUCCUCAAAGCCGCCCUUAUUCUUCAGGCGUGUCAGCGAUGCCCUCUAGUGCUGACAGGCUGUAUUCUUUUUAGAGGGAGAGUUGUCAGUACGCAGAUGUCUCCGCAGCUCACGAUGAAGGUCAUGGUUCAGGAAAGUGAAACGUACACAAAGUCCCAGAGGUCUAAUGGAGCGAGCACCUCCUGCUCACUAGGGGCUCCUGUCAGCUCCACAGCUGUGUUCCUGACCACAUCUGAACUUCAGUACCUGCAGUCCACACCUGUCAACAAAAACGUCAGCCCUUUCUCCCCUCCCCUCCUAGACGCUCCCCCUAAAAAGACCCGCCUUUCCAGAACUUUAUCAGACACACCCUCCACUGAGUCGGAGCCACCUCGUCUUCAGACACCCCAGAAGCUAUCUUUCAGUCCUCACAUGUCAGAAUCGGAUGACUCGUUCAGCCCAGCUCCGUCACAGAGCUCUGCUGAUUCACCGAACACCUCUCCUCAGCCAACGAGGAGUCCACUCCCAAAUGGAGGACACGCUGUUGAAACUGAGCACAAGCUGUCUCUUCAUCACGGUUUCAAGAGUAACGGAGGCAGCUCCGUGUUUGAAGAAAACCAAUGUCUAAACGGAGAUGAUGUGAAUGGAGAUGCUGCCCGUAGGGCUGUGUUUGACCUCCAAGGAGAUGAUUCUGGGAAUGAGCAGUCACGUGAUGCCCAGAUGGUGGUGGGAGACAGCGGAGUCUGCUUUAGGAAGGCAGAGUCCAAACACCCCCCUCCUCCUUUCACGUGUGCUCUCGACAGCUUGGAGGAGAGUCCACUGAUCCCCAAGAUGCUUUACAUGCACCGGGUCAACGGCUUGGUUCUGGCUCUGCUGGUGGAACAUGGAUUCAUGAGUGAUGCUGCUUCUAUGGAGGAAGUGUAUCACAGCAGCCUGGCUUCUCUCAACGGACUCGAGGCCCAUCUCAGGUCCAUUGCUGCGGCGACUCCUGGCACUUCGGGUCAAUACACAUUUGCCCAUUAUGACUGCAUUCAGAGCACUCUGACAACCAACGUGUCUGGCCGAUCAGGAGGAGCCCCGGAGCAUCCUUUUGUCCGAGCCACAUCUCUUCUCCACUCACAUUUCUGUGACACUGAAACUCUGCAGGAGGCUAUUAUCAGGAAUGCUGGUGUUGCCGUGUAUGGAACCCGCAGCGUGGCACAGGUGACGUACUUCCAGCAGCACAGUGGAUCUCUGAGGAACUCUGGGAUCCCUAACCAACAGGACAGCGCCUUCUCACUGCCCAGCAAAGCCCGGCACAGACUGCUGAAACACGGGGUUAACCUGCUGUGAGUGCAUGGUGCCAUCAAGCCUGCAGUCAGCGCUCAGAAGAAUUAAAAAAACCAAUUCUGCCACAAAAGAAACACGCAUUUCACUUUGAUGCAUUUGAUUUUUAAAGCUUUGUAGCAGACAAUAUCACAAUCGUGACUGCCUGAAACGAAGAUGAAGCCAAGGUGGUCAAGUUUAGAUUUAAUUUGUUUUGUGUUUGGACUAAAAUGUCCUUUCUGCUGAACUCGACAACAAAAGCAUCACUGUAGUCAUAACUGAUCGUUUGCACACAUUUUACAACCUUUUCACCUUAGUUCUGCUUUGAAUUAUUGAUGUAAAGUUGUUUUUUGCAUUCAUCGAUAAAGUUUUAUCCUUUUUGACAAGUAAA